AUGGAGGAUCUUAUCGAUCCUGCUCUGCGAGAACUCGCAACUCCUGCCAAGGGGAGACAAGACUCGGUCGCGCAACAGCGAAAAAGCUUAACAACAAUGACUAUUUCAAUGUCCCCACAAAGUGUCGACCCACGAGCAAACGAACUCCUCGCUACCACCGAAAGUUCCAACACGACGGCCACUUCGACGCCAAGCAAGCGUGCCAAUGAUUCGGAUGACCUGGAUUACGAUAGCUCCGGGUCAGGAGAGAUAGAUUGGAACGAUGACAAUGGGAAGAGGAGAUUGGCCGUUCUAGAUUCGAAGAUUCGAAAGUUUUUAGCACCUUGGAACAAGCGAUCCAAACAUGCACAUUUGGUCCCUCAAUUCAACAUCCAAAUUAUCCAAUCGACAGAUCCUGAAGGAACUAAUCACAAUACCCAAUCGGCCUAUGACGGAAGUGGUGGCACGAGCCAAUCGAGCGGUCAAGCCAUUCAGGCACACCAUGAACACCAGGCACCCCGGUCCUCCAUGACUUCGACCCUGUCAUCUUUGCCAUCCAAUCUCAGUGAUAUAUUCUCAUCUCGAGAACGACCUACAGACUCCCAGUCAGAGUUCAGUCAGGCUCAAACCACAGCUACAAACGAUCCACCUGGAGGCUUGAUCGCCUGUGACACUUGCGCAAAGCAGCUUUCAGGUCGCAAUUUUUCCGGGUGGAGGAACCACUAUUGGGCUAAGCACAAUCCACAGGAGGGAUGGUAUUGUCUAUUCUGCAAGGUUGACAUAGACGAUGUGGAUGGAUUAUUGUAUUGGCGAUGCAAGAGGUGCCCAAAGAGCUUUCUGAGUGAAAAUGAAGCAAUUUCACAUUUCACAACAAAAGGUCUUCCCUGCUACCAGAGAGGUGCACACUGGGUUCGACUCCAGCCCUGGAAGGAACAUCUCCAGGGACACCUUCAGAAAGAUUACAUAGUCGACAUCGCUGUUGACGCCGAGCAAUAUCGAAAAAAGUGCAUCAUCUGCCAAGGGACUUUCUCCAACGAAAUUCUCUGCAAAAAACACAUAUGCCCGUUGACAAACUGGAAGUAUGAAUUAACGACGCCGCUUCCCAAGUGCGAAGAUCAUCCUAGCCUUACCUUCGUGACCCACGAAGAGGUCAACCAACACGUUCAUAAGGAACACUUUGGAAAAUCCAAGCCAUCGUCGGGGUCUUGCCGCCACAACAAAAGCCAAGCCGGCAGUACUCAAGGCGACCGUUCUUCAUGGUGUGACAACCAAAGUCAGAAUGGCAACAAUGCUCACGCCCUUGGUCAACAAGACUAUGGGGCUACCGGUGCAGGAUGGGAUUCCACGCACAAGUCCACGGCCCAAGAAUCAGGGCAGCCUGGCACUAUCAGAGAUCCUAUGACUGACUGGCGUGGAAUUAGUCCUGGACCUGAAGUACAGAACCCUCGAUAUCCUCAGGGUCUCAUGCUAGGCAAUGAAGGCGGUUCAUCUGGCAGAUCGUCACGACGCAGGAAGCUGGCUCCUCGAAGAGAGCUUGGUCCUGAGUCAGAUGUACCACCUGUCACCACCGUGUUGACCGACAUUGUUACCGAUGAUGGCGAUCCGAGAUUCUUGGUCAGAAAGAAUGCGCCUCGUUGA
Messenger RNA from Mollisia scopiformis, 1617 nucleotides. RefSeq lists its product as uncharacterized. Lineage: Eukaryota; Fungi; Ascomycota; Leotiomycetes; Helotiales; Mollisiaceae. The transcript is spliced from 2 exons. The record is from RefSeq and is a predicted model, not a curated record. The coding region runs from base 1 to 1617 and encodes 538 amino acids.